AUAAAAACCUGAUAAGGAUACGGGCUUAGUACGAACACAUAGGAAUAUGCAAAAGACGUUUUUCUUUUUGUUACUUUUCCUGUCUUGUUUGAGAACAGGACCUUCCUUUCUAAUAGCUGGGAAUGCACCACGACGCGUUGUGAAAAUUUUGAAAGUGACAAAUGGUGCACCAUGGGGACAUUGGGGACCGCCUCAGUAUUGUGCGGAAGGUACUUACGCGAUUGGAUACUCAUUGAAGGUUGAAGGUGUCCAAGGCAAUGGGGACGACACGGCUUUAAACGCAAUCGCUUUGCACUGCAAGGGACUGGAUGACGUACGAUCUGGUGGGGCAAUCACGUCUACGCAAGGAAAUUGGGGGAACUGGCUACGCAGCGUAUCGUGCCAUGACAUAAAUGGAAGAACACCUUCGUUUCUCACAGCAUAUGCUCUUCAAGUUGAACAGUCAAUAGGGAAAGGUGACGACACUGCCGCAAAUUACGUAAAGUUUGCCUGUAGAGACUUUGCAGCGACAAUACGCCCCUAUGAACUCACUGCACCACCUGGACAAGGAUCGUUCGGCAAUAUGGGAAGCUGGAGCGAAAACUGUCCAGCAAAUUCUGCAAUUUGUGGAUUACAGACAAAGGUGGAAGAGGUACAGAAUGGAGGUGACGAUACCGCUUUAAAUAAUGUGGAAUUCCAUUGCUGUGAAGAGAAUUUAGAAGCAGGAAAAUAAAUUACUCUUAUGUUUGACAUAA
Messenger RNA from Mercenaria mercenaria, 734 nucleotides. RefSeq names its product vitelline membrane outer layer protein 1-like. The record is from RefSeq and is a predicted model, not a curated record. NCBI's taxonomy places the organism in Eukaryota, Metazoa, Mollusca, Bivalvia, Venerida, Veneridae. The coding region runs from base 47 to 712 and encodes 221 amino acids. The transcript has 3 exons.